Messenger RNA from Propithecus coquereli (Coquerel's sifaka), 1356 nucleotides. RefSeq names its product palladin-like. The record is from RefSeq and is a predicted model, not a curated record. Gene Ontology annotation, cellular component: axon; neuronal cell body; plasma membrane. Lineage: Eukaryota; Metazoa; Chordata; Mammalia; Primates; Indriidae. The transcript is spliced from 9 exons. Gene Ontology annotation, molecular function: axon guidance receptor activity. The coding region runs from base 1 to 1356 and encodes 451 amino acids. Gene Ontology annotation, biological process: synapse organization; homophilic cell-cell adhesion.
AUGGCGAUCCCCGCUGUGUUUCAGGCCCCAGACGGAAGCCCGGCCCUGCGGGGAGCGCACGCGCAUGAGGACGGCGCGGGUGCCGGGAUGUCCGAGGCCUCGUCGCGCGGCUCCCGCCACUCCCUGCCCGCCGCGCCGGACGAGAGCGAGGGCGCCGGCGGCUCCGCGGGACUCUCCGCCUUCCUCAGCCGCGCGGAGAUGAGCGCGAGCCUCGCCCUGGCGCGGAGGGCGAUCGCCGGCCCGGACACCGGGGACGCGGACGAGCCCGCGCGGGUUUCCAGCCUCGCUCCCGGCGGCCGCAGCCCCGCGGCGGGGAGGCGAGCGCAGAGCCUGUCCCCGCGCGCCCGCAGCAGGAGGCCCGCGGCCGCCGCGCCGCUCGCCAGCCCCAGCCUGGUGCGCAGCCUCCGACGGGCCGGCCGGCGCGGGCCGCAGAGCGCCGACGCCGCGGGGCCCUCGACGGCGCGGGGCGGGCCGGGCCCGCGGGGCCCCCUGGGCGACCAGGCGGCCAGGCUGGUGGAGGAGCUGACGUCGGUGUUCAGAGAGGCCGCGAGGCCGAGGCACCGGGCCUCCAACGGCGAGUCCUCGUCCCCAGACAGCGGGUACCUGUCCCCCAACAGCCGGCCGGCCCCGCGCAGCGCCAGGGCCCCCGCGGCGCCCCGCUUCGUGCAGAAGCUGCGGAGCCAGGAGGUGGCGGAAGGCAGCCGGGUGCGGCUGGAGUGCAGGGUCUGCGGGAACCCCGCCCCGCGGGUCAGAUGGUUCUGUGAGGGGAAGGAGCUGCACGACUCUCCCGACAUUCAGAUCCGCGGCGACGGUGGGGACCUGCACACCCUGGUCAUCGCGGAGGCCUUCGAGGACGACACAGGUCGCUACACCUGUCUGGCCACGAACCCCAGCGGCUCGGACACCACCUCUGCCGAGGUGUUCGUUGAAGGUGCCAGUUCAACAGAUUCUGACAGUGAAAGUUUAGCUUUCAAGUUAAAAGGUGGAGCUAUGCCACAAGCUCAAAAGAAAACCACUUCCGUGUCCUUGACAAUAGGAGCAUCAUCUCCAAAGACAGGAGUGACCACAGCUGUGAUUCAGCCGCUGUCUGUCCCUGUUCAGCAGGUUCAGAGUCCGACGUCGCAUCUCUGCCAACCGGAUGGAACCGCUGCCGCCCCGUUUCCUCCUGUUUUCACAAAGGAGCUGCAGAACACCACGGCGGCCGAGGGCCGGGUCGUGGUCCUGGAGUGCCGGGUGCGGGGCGCGCCCGCGCCGCAGGUGCGGUGGUUCCGGCAAGGGAGUGAGAUCCAGGACUCUCCAGACUUCAGAAUUCUACAGAAAAAACCCAGAUCUACAGCUGAACCUGACGUUGUAUAA